Molecule: messenger RNA, 1158 nt
Organism: Babesia microti strain RI
Lineage: Eukaryota; Apicomplexa; Aconoidasida; Piroplasmida; Babesiidae
Exons: 1
Coding region: 1-1158 (385 amino acids)
Source: RefSeq, a predicted model, not a curated record
AUGUCUUUUCUAAAAUCAAUUUUGGGCUCCUGCCCACUAGCCUAUUUUAUGUUUUCUGUGAUAUCGGCGAUAGGGGGCGCAUUUAUUCCCUUGUUGGUGUCAUUGCAUACGCUACUUUCUGAUCACUUUGAAGUGGGACAUUUACCACAGACGGCAUACCUGACUGCGAUAGUAGCGGGAACACUUGUUUCCUCCAUUAUUUGCGUUAUAAGUGCCGAGAAAUAUCGGGAUUACAUCUGUUUUUUGGCCAUUACCAUGGUACCACCCGCUUACGCCUUCUCACUCUAUUCCAUAUUAAUUAACAAAACAUGUUAUAUCACAUAUAUUGUAUCCAUUGGCAUUGGGGGAAUGCUUUUCGGGGUAAUUUCCACUACGGUCAUUUCUUCAGCCUCCUCAAUUAAUCCGAUUAGCACAACUGCUUACGUUUUCGGCAUCCAACUAGCCAACCUUGUUUGUUCUAUAGUAUACCAUUACAUCUCAUACAAUCCUGAGGAUUAUGAUGAUUCAAAACGCUCGGAAAUUCUGUUCAAGAUGCACUCGUUUCCCGUGCUUUUUGGAUUGGUUUUUUCUAUAAUUUUUAUAAUAUACGUCAAAUCUUCGGUUAUUGCUGAUGUAAAAGAUAAAAAUGGCAGAGUAGAUGACGGGUCCAAUUCUAACUCACUUUUUGAUGUUAUAAAGGACAUGAUGAACACUUACGUUGCAUCUGGACUGGUAGCCUUCUCGAUCCUGAUUGAAUCUAUCUUCAUCCCAAGCAUAAUCCCAUAUGAACUAAAACUUCCGGAAGAUGAAAUCCUCUCAACCAUCAUUUUAAAUGCCUUCUACGCGGCGUUAGGUGCAUUGAUUAGUGGAAUCGUCCCCCUUUCUGACAAAAGUUUUGCUUUCAAAUUUAUCUUAUGGCCCAUUAAUUUGUUGCGUAUUCCAGCAUUGUUAAUUGCGGCACAAACGAACUUUUUUGAAGUCACCCCAUUGUACAUAUCAUCCGCUAUAACCUUUAGCGGGAUGCUCCAUGGAUAUUCAGUCGGCAGUUCCUUUGCCUGUAUUUCUGGAACUACCAAAGGGAACAAGUCCCAAGCUUACGAAUUUAACACCUUUAUUUAUAUCUUUUUCAUGGCUAUCGGGAAUGCUUGUUCCACUAUCUACGUUCAACUUUCAAAAUAA